Vanessa tameamea is the source of this 1002-nucleotide messenger RNA. RefSeq lists its product as uncharacterized. NCBI's taxonomy places the organism in Eukaryota, Metazoa, Arthropoda, Insecta, Lepidoptera, Nymphalidae. Gene Ontology annotation, molecular function: N-acetyltransferase activity. The transcript is spliced from 5 exons. Bases 77 to 844 code for a protein of 255 amino acids. The record is from RefSeq and is a predicted model, not a curated record.
AAUCAGUUGGUCUCAAGCGACGCGAGCGCAAGUACUAUCAUAUUCUGUCGUGUUUGUGUAAUAAUAUUUACAUAAAAUGAUUUGGCUUAUAACAGACAACGGAUAUAGAAUAGAAUCUCUGACACCAGAUACAUUUCACGGCGCAUUAAAGGUAAUAAAAGAAGCAUUCUGUCAAGAUGAAGCUGUAUCAAUAGGAUCAGAGAUCAAUACGAAUCCUAAAGCGGCUGAGGAACUUCUCGAAUUAUGCGCAGAUGCAGCACUGGACGGCGUUUCGUUAAUCGCCGUAAAUGAGAACACAGGAGAAGUAGUGGCAGUUGCGUUUAACAAAAUACAGGUUAAAACGUCGGAUGCAUCAGAAAAGCCAUUCUUUGAAAUAUUUGCCGACGAGCGCUGCACACAGGCUUCAUCGCGCUCGCUUAUACAAUUUAUGGCCGACGUGGACGGGAGGUGCAAUUUAUUCGAAAAAUACAAAGUCGACUGCAGUCUUGAAAUAAUGUUUUUAGCAACCCUUCGUGACUACAGGAGACUAAAUCUGGGUACAGAACUUUGCAAAUGUUCAAUAGAUUUAGGGAGAAGAAUAAAAGAUGGUACUUCUUAUCCUAUCAACGUUGAAGAUCUUGGCCCAGAAUAUUCACAUUUAAAAAUGCGUAAACCAAUCAACACGUAUCCAAAAAUUUGUCAAGCUAUAUGGACAACCAAAGUUUCCCGGAAAAUUGGUAGAAGUCUAAAUUUUAUGGUUCACUUGAGAGUACCUCUGUCGGAAUUCGUAUUUAAUGGAAAAACUUAUUCUGAGCGGAUUGGAGAUGAAGCUGCAUUUUGUGAAGUUGCGGCAUUAUCUUUGUAAUGACUUGUAAAUUAAAAUCUUCAACUAGUAAAGUGAAAAUUACAGUCAGACAAAGCGUUUAAAACAAUACAAGACUAUUUUCUGUAAGCAAACAAUUUCAAAAUUGAAUUAUAUUACAAGAAUAAUAGAUUAUUAAAUCAAUGGAAGAAAAACCUUUG